Molecule: messenger RNA, 2912 nt
Organism: Sardina pilchardus (European sardine)
Lineage: Eukaryota; Metazoa; Chordata; Actinopteri; Clupeiformes; Clupeidae
Product: E3 ubiquitin-protein ligase RNF14-like
Exons: 6
Coding region: 72-1463 (463 amino acids)
Biological process (GO): protein polyubiquitination; positive regulation of proteasomal ubiquitin-dependent protein catabolic process; ubiquitin-dependent protein catabolic process
Cellular component (GO): cytoplasm; ubiquitin ligase complex
Molecular function (GO): ubiquitin protein ligase activity; ubiquitin conjugating enzyme binding; zinc ion binding
Source: RefSeq, a predicted model, not a curated record
UCCCUGUCAGUGCAAAAUUAAAGGGCUGUCUUGGCUCUCGCUAGUUAGAGUUUGUUCGUGGGGCCAUCCCAAUGACUUCUUUCGACCCACACACACAGCAUAAUAACAUGAUGGACACCGCACGGGAAGACGAGUUGCUUGCGAUGGAGAAUAUCUUUGGACCGGAUGAGUUUCACCGAAGCGAUACUUCCUCCGGUGGAGUGAUGGAAGUGUGUCCGCAGCUUCCAUAUGAUUUCAAAGUAAUUGCAAAAGGUAAGAUAAGCGAAGAAUAUGACGUUAAAUUCCUGCCGCCUCUGGUAGUGGACUUCGAGCUUCCAGAGACAUACCCAAGUCAUUCUUCGCCUGCUUUUACAUUGAGUUGCCAGUGGCUCCGCCACAAUCAGCUUUCCAAGAUAUGCAGGCAUCUAGAGGACAUUUGGCAGACUUCUGGAGGAGAGGCUGUGCUCUUCUCCUGGUUCCAGUUCCUAAGAGAGGACCUCUUGGGCUUCCUGUCCAUCCACUCUCCCUGGGAGAUUCCCAGCAUGGAGGAACCUCAGGAUGCAGACACCAGGGACCCACGGGUCACUACUACCAGCAGCAUCCCUGACACAGGUCUUCUGCAGUGGCUCCUAGACCACAACCAAAAAAUGCAUCAGAAGGAGUUUGAAGGACAAAGUGUUGAGUGUGGGAUCUGCUUCUUGGCAAAGUCUGGUUUUGAGUGCCACAGAUUCAACGCCUGUGAGCACAUCUUCUGCAAGGACUGCGUGUCUAGCAUUUUCAGGAUUGCUAUUGAAGAGGGAAGGGUGCUCCAGUUCAACUGUCCUGAUACUGGCUGUGACGCCGUGGCUGCUCCCUCUGAGGUGAAGGCUCUGGUGGGUGAGGAGCUGUUUGGUCGAUAUGACCAGCUACUGCUGCAGAAGACGCUGGACUGCAUGGUUGACGUGGUGUAUUGCCCUCGCGCCAACUGCAGCUCCCCACUGGUCCUGGAGCCAGGGGAGUCCUGGGCCUUUUGUGCAUCCUGCGCGUUUGCCUUCUGUACCAAAUGCCGUCAGGGGUACCAUGGGGUGAAUGUGUGUCCCAAGAUCACAAAUAGGAACUCUUUAGGUGCCAACGCACGGGAUAUAGGUACCCUGUCAGCCUCCGGCUCUGAAUAUGCACCACUGCCAAAGACUGUAGAGGGGAUGCGAGAUCUGUGGGAAGACUAUGAAAAUGGCACUAAACAGAGAAGGAAACUUUUGCUGCAGCGAUACGGGAGGAGUCUGUUCCUUGGCGGCAUAGGUGAUGCCCUGAGUGGUGACUGGAUAGAGAGCAACACUCAAGAGUGUCCUAGAUGUAGCGUCAAAAUACACAAAACAGGUGGCUGCAACGUAAUGCGGUGUGCACACUGUUCUGCUACCUUCUGCUGGGCUUGCCAUGUGAUAAUACGGCCCAAAGAUGACCAUCACAGGCACAGUAUUGGAAGCUGUACUGAAGAGACCAAUUAAGGGACAGGAGAUGGAGACAUGGACCUCCAUAUGAAAGCUGAAAUAGAUAGAUAGAUUGAUCCCCAAGGGGAAAUUCAAGUUAUUUCACUUACCAAGCGUUCAUUAUGCCACAUUUUUAUUUUACUGGACCUUACAUCAACAAGGAAGUCCAUUUCACACUCAUACAACAUAUGGCAUACGGAAAAUUAGGACCUACCCGACUCAAUAUGCUACCCAACUCCUGUAGCUCACUGGGGUUUGUUCCCAUUCACAAACCAAUAUUUGAACGGUUUGUACUUUGGAGCAUUUGGACCAAACAAAAGCCGGUUCAGAAUGUGGCGCCUUGGGUUGGAACGUGAACCAGUAAAUUCUGCCGUUAAGAGGUUUGAAGGCAGGGGGUGCUGUGGCGCAGCAGGCUACAGUGCUUGUAUCAUGUACGGGUCCGAGUGCCCAAGGGGACCCAGGUUCGAAUCUGGCCAGCGGUCAUGUCCCCAUUCCACCCCAUCUCUCUCCCCUACUUAUUUCCUGUCUACCUCUUCACUAUCCUACGGUACAACAAUAAAGGCCAAAAGGUCAAAUAAAUACUUAAAAAAAAAGGGGAGAAGGCUGAGCAUGAGCUGCCAUAAGUAAACAAAGCAGUCAACUAGCACUACACUGCAGACGUAGCAUUUUAAACAGCUAAUUUCUGUCUUUUUCACAGGACAACUGCUCAUCAUUCUACUAUUUAUGCAUCUCAUUAACUUUUGUUUUGCGUGCAACAUCCACACGCACCAUUGGUUUGGUUCAAAACUGGUGGAAAUGUGGGCUGGUUUCACUAGAUAGCACCAAAGUUCGAAGAAUUCUGAACGGAACCGGUUCAGGAACAGGUUCUCUGUUGGUAAAAAAGAAACACCUUUGGAGCACUGGCCAUUAGCUGCAGCAGUAGGCGGUAGGCUACUCAGUGACCUCUAGUGAUCAAGAUCCAUGUAAAAACCAGCUGGAUUUCUCCUUUAAGUGCCUUGCUCGAGGGCACAAUGGUGGAAACUUUUCAAGAACUUUACAGGCUACUGCAUGCUAACCCUACUGCAUGCUAGCUAGGUUGGACUAAGUUGGUGUGGACUUUUCUGUUUUUCUUUGUUUUAUUAUUUAUUUGACAUUGUUUAUUUGUUUUCCUGUCUUGUGUGUUUUGGUGUCACGGGUACGCUGGCGAUUACGCCGCUCUGUCCAGCAUGUUUUGUCUGUGUCUUGUUAUUUUGUGAAUUUGUUUGUUGUGUUGUUACAGGUACGCUGGCGAUUAAUGCCACUCCGUCGGUCAUCUUUUGUCUUGUCUCAUGAUGUAUAUUUUGUAAAUCUAUUUGCUUCAUGUCGUCACGGGUACGCUGGCGACUACGCCACUCCGUUCGGCACUGUUUGUAUCAGUGUUGUGUGUAAAGUGCUUUGGGUUGCACUAUGUGCACAUGAAAUGCGCUAUAUAAAUAAACAUUACCUUAC